Molecule: messenger RNA, 3210 nt
Organism: Haliaeetus leucocephalus (bald eagle)
Lineage: Eukaryota; Metazoa; Chordata; Aves; Accipitriformes; Accipitridae
Gene: PLA2G15
Product: phospholipase A2, group XV
Exons: 6
Coding region: 1-1272 (423 amino acids)
Biological process (GO): ceramide metabolic process; phosphatidylcholine metabolic process
Cellular component (GO): lysosome
Source: RefSeq, a predicted model, not a curated record
AUGCGUGCUGCCAGCCGGGACCAGAGGCCUCAGCCCGCACCUGCGGGGCGCCCUACCUGUCCGCUAUGCCUCACACGGGCCAGGCCCGGGCCGCGGCUGCGGCACGGGCCGCGGCAGCCGGGGCCCUCCGAAAGGCAGGGGGUCCGCCACAUUUACAGAGUUCCAGGGGACUUAGGUAAUCAGCUGGAAGCAAAGUUAGAUAAGCCAUCAGUAGUGCAUUAUCUAUGCUCCAAGAAGACAGACAGUUAUUUUACACUCUGGCUGAAUUUAGAAUUGCUUCUGCCUGUCAUCAUUGACUGCUGGAUUGAUAAUAUCAGGCUGGUAUAUAAUCGAACAAGUAAGAUUACAGAACCACCAGAUGGAGUGGAUAUUAGAGUCCCAGGUUUUGGGCAGACUUUCUCCUUGGAAUUCCUUGACCCAAGUAAAAGGAGUGUUGGCAGUUACUUUUAUAUGCUGGUGCAGAGUUUAGUAGAUUGGGGCUACAAACGUGAUGAAGAUGUACGAGGAGCACCUUAUGACUGGCGAAAGGCACCAAAUGAGAAUGGAGACUAUUUUGUGGCCCUUCGCAAGAUGAUAGAGCUAAUGUAUGAGCAGUAUGGAAGUCCUGUUGUCUUAAUUGCCCACAGUAUGGGUAAUAUGUACACCCUCUAUUUCCUCAACCAUCAGACUCAGGAUUGGAAAGACAAGUACAUAAAGGAUUAUGUGUCAUUAGGUGCUCCAUGGGGAGGAGUGGCUAAAACUCUCCGUGUGCUGGCUUCAGGUGACAACAACAGAAUACCUGUUAUCAGUUCACUCAAGAUUAGAGACCAGCAGAGAUCAGCAGUUUCCACAAAUUGGAUGCUUCCUUACAACUACACAUGGCCUCCAGAUAAGAUCUUUGUAAGCACACCUACAGCUAACUACACUCUUCAGGAUUACAGAAAAUUCUACAGGGACAUCAAUUUUGAAGAUGGCUGGCUCAUGAGACAAGACACUGAACACCUGGUCUACCAGAUGACACCGCCUGGUGUGCGUAUACACUGUCUUUAUGGUACUGGUGUGGAAACACCCGAUUCCUUCCAUUAUGAAAGUUUUCCUGACAAAGAACCCAAGAUUCUUUACAGCGAUGGGGAUGGUACAGUAAACUUACAGAGUGCCUUGCAAUGUCAAAAGUGGGUGGACAUGCAAAAACAGGAAGUGGUGAUAUUUGAGCUUUCAGGAAAUGAGCAUAUUCAAAUGCUAUCCAAUGAUACUACUAUCUCCUACGUGAAAAAGCUGCUUUUUGAUUUGUGAUACCUUGUGUUGACAGUUACUCUCCUCACCUGUGAUGCCUUCCCUUAAAUAUGGGAAAAUACCUUUUAAUCCCUUGAUAUUUAGAUAUUUGAAUUAUUUAUUUUGUGUUCUUUUUUUUAAGGCUGUGUUUAAGAAGUUGUUUGGUGUCCUAAAUGAUCAUUUGUCCCCUAUUUGUGUUUAUGAUGCUUCAUAGUAUUUUCACAUUCUGCAAAUUUGCUCAAAUAUGCAUUUUGGUGCCUCUGGUGUUGUGUCCAAUAUUCAUACAGACUUUCAUUUGGAGAUUGUGUAGCCCCUUGCACAUACUACAUAGAAUCAUAGAUACCUGAGUUCCUUUGUGUGGUCUUUGCAGGGUUUGGAGUGGGAGGGCUAGGAAGGAUUGCAAUUUUAGAUGCCCAUAAAACAAGGGAAUGAUAUUAACAGUUUGGGAAGCACAGUGAACUUUUUAAAGGGUCUUGCAUAUUCUGAUUCACAGUUCCCAGUACCUUAAUUUGUAAAUGUGCAUAUCUACUAGCUAAGAUAGGGAAGAGCUCUGCCUGGAACUGUACUACCUUUGUCAUAAUCUAGCCUUUCUUUUAUUACAGCUUUUGGGGGGGGGGGAAGUGUGUGAAUUACUUGAAGCUUAUUAUUAGGUAACUUUUUUUUUUAAAAGAAGAAAUUGUUUGCUCAAAUUCUAGAACCUGAUUACAUACAAUCUGGAGUCUGAGGAAUCCUCACUUUGUGCUUUAUUUAUCAAUGAGGGAAAGAAGCUAAACAGUGGUUAGUGCUUGCAAUAACUGUAGCUCUGUGGAGUAGCACAUAAAUUAAAGCUCAUUGAAUUGAAUACUGGCAAACAAUCCAUACAGUGCAGAAUUGCAUUUCUGGGUGAAAAGUGAUCUCAUGUAGUAGAAGUGAUAAUGGAUGGUGGGCAUUAAUUCAAAAAGAAAAGUGAACUUCCUGAAAUGGGGUGGGGAAUGGAAGUCAGCAUAAUACAGUAUGAAGUAUAAACCUUGUUCUCAGUCAAUACUUAAGCUCUGAUCUAGUUACUGAUCAAGUAGUGAUUGGAAGAACAUUGCAUUCAGCUGAAAAGCAACUCUACAUUUUAAGACUAAAAUCCAUUUCCCAUAGAUUACAAGUUUCAUUAUUGCUGUUAUAAGAAGUUGGGAUACACUGUUCCUUAAACAUUUCUGUAAACUGCUGAAUAUGCAACUCUGUUAAUUUCCUACAGUAUCAUUUUACUCAGUGUUUAAAAAAAAAUUCAACUCUCAACUCCACAGAAAUGAUAGCCUAAAGGCCAUCAUAUUUACAACCUUGAUUACAGAAGUCCUGCUGGAGAAAGUUUCACUUGAAGAUUCUCUUUUGCUUGCUUUAAAACUAGUCACCCAGUUAGACUGCACUUAGUUUUCUGAAAACACAAUUUUGAAUGCUUUCAAAAUGCUAGGUCCUCCAAGAAAACUGUUUUAAGAGUUUCAGAAACUCAUCAAAACUAUUGAGGAUUCAUUACUUAAACUGAAGUUGUCGAAAGGGUAAAGUUUUUAACUACUUUGGUAGCACGCAUAAAAUAUUUGCUGCCAUUAAACGUAUCAAUAAGAUAAGUUGAAAUGACAGUCUUGAACUCGUGUUACUGUAGAAUGCAAACAUUCUGGCACAGGAGAUAAGUUAAAGGCUUUAAGUUUUAAUUCAGAAAUUACUUGUAAAUGCAGAACAACUUGAACUAGGGUCAUGGAUAAGCUAAAUAGGUUUUAACUUCCUUAUUUAGCUUCCUUCCCCCUCCCCCCCCGCAUUUGCCCUAUUACUUUUGUUGAGAGCGAGUACACAUUUUCCUAGUUUUUAAAAUGGAAUGUUUAUCUCUUCCUCAGUUGCCCAGGGACCUACAGUUCAGCAGCAAUAUUGCCUAGACUUUUCCAGAGUAAGUACUGAGUUGCCCCCAGUCAUUUGUAAUUGGUAACUGUUGAAAUGGGG